UACGUUAGCGGCCAAUCGGAACGUAUAAAUUGCUUGUAUUCAAUCGCAAGUCUAAAAGAGUUUACAGUGAAAUAAACUUAGUGAAGAAAUUUAAAUUAUUAUAGCAAAGAGGAUAAACGAGAGAACAUCCCAAAAAUUUAUACGAAAUGUACAAGUUAUCGAUUAUUCUGCUAAGCCUUUUAGCAGGCACGGCUUUCGGUGCCUCAACGAACAAUUUGCUUAGGAGCACAGAGAUCAAUUUAUUGCAAUUGAUGGUGGACACGCGAGCCAAUCAACGCGCCAACCCCGAGCAAAGCUUGGCUUGCUUCGAUUAUUAUCUUAAAGUGUUCGACGAUCUCAAUGAGGAGUACCGACUAGGCUUUGCUGCCUGCCUUGACACAGCCGAAGAUGAUAGGAGCAAAGUCGACGCUGCUACACAACCUGAACGCGAUGCGAUUGAAGCGUCGGCCAAGUCUUCUUGUGAGGCACUGAACGCUUGCGCACAGCUUGUUGGAUCAAUCGAAUAUUUCAGUUGCUUUUCAAGUACUGGCAAAGACAAUACCGAAAGCAUGUACGAGAUUUCAGCAGAUGCUGGCGAAACUUUAGCAAAUGUACGCGAAAGCUAUCGCUUAAUAGAAAAUGCUGAACACCGCUGUACGAAUGCAUCUGAACGUGAAUAUGUGGAGAAUACCUAUAAGGCUAAUCUGGAUUUACAAAGCUGUCUUAGAGGUGAAUCGGCAGUGCCGACGACCGUCGCUCCAACACCUACUUCUCCCUCAGAAACAAGCCCGGGAGAAACAGAAUCAACAGCGGCACCAACCGAGUCAACUCCAGGUACUCCUGAACCUACAGGCGCACCAACCGAGUCGACAACAGGGGCACCCGAAGAGACAGAAUCAACAGCGGCACCAACCGAGUCAACUCCAGGUACUCCUGAACCUACAGGCGCACCAACAGAGUCGACAACAGGGGCACCCGGAGAGACAGAAUCAACAGCGGCACCGACCGAGUCAACUUCAGAUACUCCUGAACCUACAGGCGCACCAACAGAGUCGACAACAGGGGCACCCGCAGAGACAGACUCAACAGCGGCACCGACCGAGUCGACCUCGGAUGCUCCAGCUGUAACUGAAGACGCUGGAACAACUACGAAUAGUGAUUUCAUGCCAGAAGAAGACCUGUUUGCUAUGAGGAAACUGCUUGCUAAACUAAAAAGUAGACUUGCAGUGAGCAAACAUUAAGAGCAUAAUAGUUGAAACUGACUAAAAAAAUACCAAAAUUUAUUAUAAUCCGAACAUCUAUGUACUUUCACAGAAAAACAGUAUUAUAUAGAAAAUUGAAAAACCCUGUAUUUGAAAUUAUUUAAUAUUAAAUAUUACUUCGAGUAAUAAGAAACCCAUUUUGUAAAAAUUCGAUAGAAAUAUUAACAAAUUGUGAACGAGCAAAAAUACAGUCGCUAUUCGAUAAAUAUACUCCCAUUAUUUAAAUCAA
Bactrocera neohumeralis is the source of this 1470-nucleotide messenger RNA. RefSeq lists its product as uncharacterized. The transcript has 2 exons. NCBI's taxonomy places the organism in Eukaryota, Metazoa, Arthropoda, Insecta, Diptera, Tephritidae. The coding region runs from base 147 to 1220 and encodes 357 amino acids. The record is from RefSeq and is a predicted model, not a curated record.